This is a messenger RNA of Dictyostelium purpureum, 1867 nucleotides long. It is a transcript of the gene PdsB, whose product is annotated as cyclic nucleotide phosphodiesterase type II. Bases 329 to 1645 code for a protein of 438 amino acids. Gene Ontology annotation, molecular function: 3',5'-cyclic-AMP phosphodiesterase activity; 3',5'-cyclic-GMP phosphodiesterase activity. The record is from RefSeq and is a predicted model, not a curated record. Gene Ontology annotation, biological process: negative regulation of glucose mediated signaling pathway; cGMP catabolic process; cAMP catabolic process. The transcript has a single exon. NCBI's taxonomy places the organism in Eukaryota, Evosea, Eumycetozoa, Dictyosteliales, Dictyosteliaceae.
AAAAUUAAAAAAUAAAAAAAAAUCAAUCCAAUCAAAUAAUAAAAAUUAUUUUUUUAAAUUAAAAAGAUUAAUUAAUAAUAUUAUAAACACACAAUUUUUUUUAUAUAUUAUAAUUAUUUAAAGAAAAUAAAUAAAAUAUAAUCGAUUAAUAAUAAAAAUAAGAAUAUAAAUUAUAUUUUAUUAAUUUUAAUUAUUAUAUUUAAAACAACAAAAUAAUAAAAAUAAUAAAAAUAAUAAAAAUACUACUGUACCAUACUUAUUAAAAAAAAAACAAUAAUAAAUAAAUUUAAUAAUUUUUUAAAUAAUAGUAACUUUAUUUAGUAUAAAGAUGAUUAUUUUAUUAAAUAAAUUUUUAUUUUUAAUAUUAUUAAAUUUAAUAAUAUUAAUAAAUUGUCAUGAAGAUCAAGAUGACAGUUUAAGAAAUUUAAAGAAUAUGGGAAAAGGAUUCACCAAUUUAAAUGAUUACUAUGUACCAGAAAAUUAUAAUUAUUAUAGUGGAUCAUUUUCUGAAAAAUAUUGUAAAGAUGCAAAAUAUAUAACAAUCCCAUUAGGCACAACAGGUGGUUUAAAUGAAGGAAGUCUUUCAUCGUUUUUACUUACUAAAAAGGGAUCAAAUACCUUUAUUGCAUUAGAUGCAGGUACCAUAUGGCAAGGUGUUCGUCGUUUAACUACAAUGAAUCAAUUCAAUAAUUAUUUCGGUAUCGAGUAUCCAGAGUGGGCUAUACUUCCAGAACAACGUGCAACCUGGUUCAUCAAAAAUCACAUCUAUGGUUACUUUAUUGGCCACAGUCACAUUGAUCAUGUUGGAGGCUUAAUCAUUGAAUCACCAGAAGAUACCUUAAAGAAAGAUAUGCUUAACAGUACCAUUAAAACAGGGCUCCUCGGUCUCAUCGAUAAAAUGCAAUUAGAAAAGAAAAACUAUGUAUUCCCAAAUUCAGUCCUUCAAAUGAAAACCAUUGUAGGUCUUACCAACACCAUUCAAUCUAUUAAAGACGAUCUUUUCAAUGGUAAAGUAUGGCCAACUCUUCCACUUUUCGGUUUCUUUGACUACUAUGUUGUCGAGCCAAGACGUGAAUAUGCAUUCUCUAGUCUAUCAGCUUACAAUACAUCGAUCCUCGCCCCAGUUAUCAACGAGUUCCCAUACAACUUAAAAGUUACCCCAUACGAUAUUUGUCACGAUACUCUUAUUUCAACAGCAUUCGUAUUUACCGAUAGUUUAACUGGUGAUCAAAUCGUUUUCUUCUCUGAUACCGGUGUACCAUCUCCAUCAAACUUCCAAGCUACCUGUGAUUGGGAAAAUAAAAUCUUUGAUGUUUGGAGAACUAUCAAAAUCGACAAAUUAAAAGCCGUUUACAUUGAAUCCUCUUUCUUGGAUGAUGCUGCCGAUACCGUUAUGUUUGGACAUUUAAGACCAAGAGAUAUCAUGAAGCUAAUGGACCAACUCUUAAUCCAAUCAAUUCAAACAUCACCACCAAUGAAAAAUUUAAAACAUGUAAAAUUAAUUAUUGAACAUAUCAAACCACAAGUCUCCAAAAGUGAUUAUGGUUUAACAGCUCAAAGAUUAGUAUAUAAUCAACUUAUGAAAGCAAAUACAAAUAGUAUUAAAAUUAUUAUUCCAAACCAAGGUGAUCCAAUUUGUAUUUAAAAAACUUUACCCCCAAACCCCCCCAUUAGUACCAUUACAAUCCAUCAAAUUUAAAAAUCAACCAUAAUUCUAUAAAAAAAAAAAAAUAUAUUAUUUAUUUGUGUAUAUUAGAAAAAAAAAAAAAAUAGUAUACUAUUAUUUUUUUAAAAUCAAUCUAAAAAUUAAAUUUAAAUAAAUUAAUUUUUAAAUUAAAAUAAAAUAGAUAAUAUGAUCAUUUUGUGU